Molecule: messenger RNA, 222 nt
Organism: Heterobasidion irregulare TC 32-1
Lineage: Eukaryota; Fungi; Basidiomycota; Agaricomycetes; Russulales; Bondarzewiaceae
Exons: 2
Coding region: 1-222 (73 amino acids)
Source: RefSeq, a predicted model, not a curated record
AUGCCGUCCAGCCUCAACCCUGAUCCUACCAUCCUCCAGUUACCUGAAGCAGUAGCUUCAAAGCUGAAGACAAUCAGAUUUCAUCACCGGGGGGAACAAGAGAGGAUACGGAGUCAAUUGAGCCCUCACAUCGAUUUGGCAUGUCAAUUCGUGACCUCCUUUGAUCGAAUCAUCUUUGACCUACCUUUCUAUGAUAGCUUCAAGAAGUAUGCACCGGUUUAG